Molecule: messenger RNA, 894 nt
Organism: Candida tropicalis MYA-3404
Lineage: Eukaryota; Fungi; Ascomycota; Pichiomycetes; Serinales; Debaryomycetaceae
Exons: 1
Coding region: 1-894 (297 amino acids)
Source: RefSeq, a predicted model, not a curated record
AUGAACUUGCACUUAUUACCCAAAUUAAUCGGUGAUCAAGAUAUUCUAGGCGAUAAUGACGUGAUAGAUGAAGACGAAUCCAUUAAAUCACAACUCGACGAAGAUCAAGACGAAGUGUUCUUAUACAAUAUUGGGGUGCUCAUUCAACACAUGUUUGGUAAAGUAAUGACAGGAGCAUUUGAAUUAAAACCAGAAGAUAUUGGUAUUACAGCAAUUGAUGUCUCAGAACAACACUGGUUUAAACUAAGAUCCAUGUAUUUGUCCACACAAAACUACAAGUCAUGGCUAUUAAUUCUUGGAACUGUUCGUUUAAUGAAAUCUUAUUACGAUUUGAAGCAAAUCACUCAGAAACAAUCAAAUGAUCCCCAGGCAAGCUUCUUGUUAUUUUCAACUGGAUCAUCAGGAAAGAAUAAAAGACAAAAAUUGGGCACUAUAGCUGAUUCAAUAAGUAAUUCCAAUAGUGCCCUUGAAUUUUGUAAUAAAUUGAUACAUGCAAAAGACUCCCCUGAUACCCAAUUACUAGGAUUAAAAUUGUUGAUAUUCUACCUCGAAUUAUUCUCUUCUGUGGCACCAAACAAAGAACAUAAAGAGCAACCAGAGGAAGUAAUAGAAGAUAGUGUUGACACCACAAUGGGAGAUAAUACCACUUUUGAUUUUAUGGUUGCGAGUCUGGAUGAUAUAUCAUUUGAUAAGAAUGUUGUUCUUAAGAAUAUAUUAGCAACGUUUGAUGAUAAUUCAAUGAACUUCUGGAGUCUUCUAUCUGCAAGAUCCAUAAUCACUGAUUCCAUUUCCCAGAUUGGCUCAUCGAGAAUAAAAUCCUCUCAUGCUAGUCAGUUAUUGAAAUUGUCAUUACUCCUUCUCAAAGAAAACGAAAGUUUCAUCAAUUGCUUGUAA